This is a messenger RNA of Mercenaria mercenaria, 2896 nucleotides long. RefSeq lists its product as uncharacterized. The coding region runs from base 197 to 2896 and encodes 899 amino acids. The record is from RefSeq and is a predicted model, not a curated record. NCBI's taxonomy places the organism in Eukaryota, Metazoa, Mollusca, Bivalvia, Venerida, Veneridae. The transcript is spliced from 22 exons.
UCAUGGGUUAAAAGUCCACAUAUGUUUCAUAUACAUAGAGAAAUAUAGUACAUUUAUAUCCACAUAUUUGUUUUUGAUUAAAUAACUAAAUGUUUUUAUGAUGGAUAGUGUUUAAGUGUGUGUUCGCUGGAUUUUAGUUUGAAAUCUUAGAUUAACAACACUCCGACAUAGAUCUGAACUUCAACGUAGUAUAAAAAUGAAGAUUUUAACCGGUAUUUCGUUGGUGCUGUGUCUACCAUAUGUUUCUUGCGAUAUGUAUUGCCCACCCUUCGAUGGGACAAAUACAGGUCCGCCAUUGCCCGACAUCCCGGACCAAUAUUCGACAACGAUUGAGGCCACGCUUGUUGAAGCCAACAUGACAGUUACAGGAUACGAAUAUUUCGACAACCCGGGAAACAGAGCUACUCUCAAGGUCGAAGCCACAGAUAUCCUCUAUACUAUCGUGUUUGACUACGCUAACGAGCAGUUGUUCUACGUUGACCAUGGACAGUGUACUAUGCACAAUCUGACUGGCGACAACAACAAUAUACUGUUUGGAAAUGUAACCGGACCUAAAGGAGGCUUCCACACAUUCACAGCGGGUGGUGCUCUACAUUUCGCUAAACAAUUUGGCGAGAAAUACAUGGGAAGAGAAGUUGUUCGAGGUAUACAAUGUGAUAGGUGGCGAAGUUGUUUGUAUUGGCCGCAGUUGAGGGCCAACUUCACACUGGAUUAUUACUUUACAGCUUUAAAUUGGAGCGAUCCUGUUGGCUACCCACAGAUCCCGGUUCGAGCACUGGCUACUGGCGUGUUUGUGAAUAAAUUAGGCGUUACCAAAAACUUCACGCAUUAUUAUGAUUAUAUUGACUUCAGGACAUCAAUUCAAGAUGUUACAGUGUUUGAGACACCUAAAGGAGUUGUAUGCCCACGGAAGGUUACAAAACCAGUACCCAAGUUGAUGGCCUACUACCAUUAUAGACAGGAAAUUAUACAAGGUGGAAACAAUAAAAUAUUCCAAGCAGACGUAUGGUAUGACAAGGAGUAUCGAUACAUUCGGUAUGAUUAUCGGACAGCAAGUGAAGUGGCGCCACUUUUCACCGCCAGUCCGAUCACAGAGAUACACGAUUACAACUAUGGUAUUCGCUACACAAAAGAUCAAGUGACAGGCCGGUGUGUGUCGUCUGCUAUUGCUAACUCAUCAUUCGAUGUAGCGGAAAAUACGACCAUCUACAACCAGAGCGGCUCCUAUGUCAUCCAUAUGAAGGACCCGAUGCAACUUUUCUAUUUGGACAGUAGUUAUGCUUAUACUGGACAGAGGGUUGCUCGUGGACUGCAGUGUAAUGUAUUCACAUCACGCCGGAGUGACUAUCCUAUACCCGGGGUAGGAAGAGUCAGUGCUAUAUUUGAGUACUACUUUCUAGCGGACGGUUUUAAAGAAGAGCCGGAUGAUGGUUCCACGACACCGAGUGACGUACCGGUCUACCUAGAAGUCACAGUUCCUAGCAUAAAUUAUCACGUAAUGUAUAACUUUGUGGAUUUUGACGAGGAACAUCCGGAUAUUUCAAUCUUUGACGUGUCAACUUGCUACUCGGAAUCAUCUAAACUGCAGUUCCAGGUUCGAUUUCCCGGAUCAUACAAGUCCGGUACAUCUGGACAAAUUAUUUCCAACUCUCAAAGAUUCUUCCGUGAAAUAAUGAAUGUGAACCCUAUACGUGUACAAGAUGUGCGUCUAGACUACGACAAUUCCCAGAUCUACGUCUCCGCAACACUGAUAGAUAGAUCGCCCUACGAAGCACAAUUUACUUACUUGGCUGGGAAAGAAAUCGAGAAGCAUGAUGACAGAGUAAUUUCGGAUUCUAACGCGCCUAACAUCACGGAGUGUGCGAGACUUUGCGUGACCAACAAAAACUUUGUCUGCAACAGUUACGACUUUUGUCCCCUCGAUCCACAAGGUAUAUGUCGGCUCAGUAAACUGCACAUUGGCGAUGGCACAGCUGUUGUUAUCAACAGUACUUGCGACCAUUUCUCUCGUACAGUAAAUGGACCAGCUGUCCCGGAGCCAUCUAUCAAUACCGCCUAUUCUCUGCUACAAACUGCAGUGUAUAGCGGGCAACUUCAAAUCUUUGUUCCUCUUGCCGGAGUAAAUACGGUCACGUAUACUGCAGUGGACGUCAGUGUAACAUUUGGUUGGCUGUCUCCUAAACCGAUACCUAAACUCUCUGGACAAUUCUCCUACCAUGAGGAAAUCACGAUACCCAAUCUGAAAGCUGUCUUUAACACACAUAUUUAUUACGAUUCGGACUUCAAACUUGUGCGCUAUGAUUUAGUAAACACACAGCCGAGUCCGCCUUUGUUUACAGUGGACCCUAUAUCAACAAUUCACGAUUACAGUUCAGGUUUGUCAUAUACCCUUGACAAGAAGGAAGGAAAUUGCACGAUUGCGCCCAUCACGAAUAAUUCAUUCGACGUCGGUUCAACGCAUAACGCUGGAUUCGUACUCAAAAUGAAGAGCCCUAUAGAUUUAUUCUAUCUGAAUGGGACAUACCGAUACGCUGGACAGCGCACAAUUCGAGGUAUUCUUUGUGAUGUGUUUGAAGACAGACGCACGGACUUUAGGUAUGGGGCGAAUCCUCUACCACAACCUGCAGUCUUCCAGUUUUACUUCAUGUCUAAUGAUUGGCAAGAAAUGUCAGAAGAUGAUGGUACUGCAGUCAACUCUCAGCCGAUCGCUCUCAUAGUCAGCUCCUCCGUUGGGAAGUACACUUUGACCUAUAAUUUCUAUGACUUCAGCGAGCAGCACCCAGAUCUGUCUAACUUUGACAUCCGACCAUGUUACGUAGGCAACCAACUACGCCAUUUUCUGAUUAAAUUUCAAGGUAACCAUAGCAACGAUAUGAUGAUCACAUCAUUCGCAUAA